GAACUCCACACGCGUUUAAUUUCCCUCGCUUGCCGUUCUCGCUCUCCCGCUUCCGUCGUUGCCCCAUUCUCUCCUCUCCACCGUUGCUUUCGCUGCCCUCCUUCCUUUUCACGCCCUAAUUUUAUAAAAUCUUAGUUUCCCUUCCGAUCACGCUCUUUUCCUCCUCCGGUCCGAUACGCCAUGGGGAAGAGAAUUUUGGUCACUGGAGGCGCCGGCUACAUCGGUAGUCACACCGUGUUGCAGCUUCUCCUCGCUGAUUUCAGCGUCGCUGUGGUGGAUAACCUCGAUAACUCCUCUGAGGCCGCCCUCGAGCGCGUCGCCAAGCUCGCUGGGGACGCCGGCAGGAACCUGUCCUUUCACAAGAUUGACCUUCGAGAUAGAGAUGCACUGAAGAAAAUUUUUGAUUCGACAAAAUUUGAUGCUGUUAUACACUUUGCCGGAUUAAAGGCAGUGGGAGAAAGUGUUGAAAAACCCUUGCUUUAUUAUAACAAUAACAUUAUUGGCACAAUCAUUCUUUUGGAAACAAUGGCCAAUUAUGGAUGCAAAAAGCUUGUAUUCUCAUCAUCAGCUACUGUCUACGGUUGGCCAAAGGAAGUACCCUGUACUGAAGUAUUUCCCUUAUGUGCUACAAACCCAUAUGGACGAACUAAGCUUAUGAUUGAGGAGAUUUGUCGUGAUAUCCAUUGCGGUGAUAGUGAAUGGGACAUAAUUUUACUAAGAUACUUUAAUCCUGUUGGUGCUCAUCCUAGUGGAUUCAUUGGUGAAGAUCCUCGUGGAAUUCCUAAUAAUCUCAUGCCAUUCGUACAACAAGUAGCUGUGGGAAGGAGACCUGCUCUUACUGUUUAUGGAAAUGAUUAUUCAACUAAAGAUGGCACAGGGGUAAGGGAUUACAUUCAUGUUGUUGAUUUAGCAGAUGGACAUAUUGCAGCCGUAGAGAAGCUAUUUCAGGGUGGAAGUAAAACAGGUUGCCAAGUCUAUAAUUUGGGCACUGGUAAGGGAACAUCUGUCUUGGAAAUGGUAGCAGCAUUUGAGAAGGCUUCCGGAAAGAAAAUCCCUCUGGUUAUGGCUGGAAGACGACCCGGUGAUUGCGAAACUGUUUAUGCAUCUACCAGCAAAGCAGAGAAAGAGCUCAAUUGGAAGGCAAAGUAUGGGAUUGAAGAGAUGUGUCGGGAUCAAUGGAAUUGGGCUAGCAAAAAUCCAUGGGGAUAUGGAAAACCUGACGAGUCCACCAACCCAUCAACAUGACCCGAUCAGUUCAAAUGUUCAAAGUACUAUCACAUGUUGAUUUUUUUUUUUUUUACAAAUAACUGGCAUGAAUUAGUUUUGAAUUGCGACUCAUAAAAUAAUAAAUGCCUCUACAAUUGAAGAGGUCAAGUUAGUAA
Zingiber officinale is the source of this 1382-nucleotide messenger RNA. RefSeq names its product UDP-glucose 4-epimerase GEPI48-like. Gene Ontology annotation, cellular component: cytosol. The transcript is spliced from 9 exons. NCBI's taxonomy places the organism in Eukaryota, Viridiplantae, Streptophyta, Magnoliopsida, Zingiberales, Zingiberaceae. Gene Ontology annotation, biological process: galactose metabolic process; rRNA processing. The record is from RefSeq and is a predicted model, not a curated record. Gene Ontology annotation, molecular function: RNA binding; UDP-glucose 4-epimerase activity. The coding region runs from base 181 to 1245 and encodes 354 amino acids.